GUAGGCCCAGGGUCUUCAUCUCUGUCCUGACUUCCAGUCCUUGGAGGGCGUGGAUGUUUGUCGUCACUGAGGAUGGGAAACAGGAGCCUGUGGCUGCUCCCAGCUCUGCUAUUCUCUGUCCCAGGCACACUGAGCCUCACAGGUCCGGAAGCGGUGAGAGGCUGGGAGCGGGGCUCCGUGACCGUGACUUGCAGCUAUGACUCUGGGUGGAAGACCUACAGCAAGUACUGGUGUCGAGGGGCUGACUGGAAUCUCUGCAGGAUCCUUGUUCAAACCUCUAGAUCAGAGCAAGAGGUGAAGAAAGACCGUGUGUCCAUCAGGGACAAUCACAGAGCAAAGACAUUCACUGUGACCAUGAAGGAGCUCAGGCUAAACGAUGCAGACACUUACUGGUGUGGGAUUGAGAGAUUCGGAAGGGACCCUGGACACGAAGUACAAGUGACCAUUGACCCAGGUGUGAGCAUAAAUCCAUCCAUCCCUGAAGAGUCCAGAGGCCCCUCAAAUAUAACCAGUCACCGUUUUAGAAGCAGCUCCCCCCUCCUGAUCCUGAUCUUCCUGAAGGCCCCCCUGUUCCUGAUCAUGCUCAGUGUUGUCCUCUGGGUGAAAAUGUUCCUGAGGGGCCCUGGGAGGAUGCAAAUCCUGCCUGAGCAGGGGAACACACCUGUGCAGUGUAUCAGCCACACAGUGACCUGCCCAGUACCACAGACUCUCAGGCAAGAAGGCAUUCUUAGGCCUCAGACUUUGAGACAGGGAGCAUGAAAAACUGGGACUGCAGAGGACACACAGCCCUAUGCCUGUGCAGAAGUACCAUCUCCAGGACUAAAUUGAACCUGGCCCAGAUUCUUACCUGUUUGGACAUCUCAGCACUCCUAACCUAGGUAGAAACACCAGAAAGUACACUUCGACUGUAGGGUAAUUUUCAAAAGAAAUAAUAAUAAUAAUCCCAUGACUCUUAGAUAAAUGUAAACUUAACACAUACAAAUAUUUUUUAUCUAUUUUAAUUUAUCACUGGUUAGAGACAGAGAGAAAAUGAGAGAGGUAGGGAAAUAGAGAAAGAGAAAUAGAGACACCUGCAGACCUGCUUCACCACUCCUGAAACUUUCCCCCUGCAGGUGGGGACCAGGGGCUGGAACCGGGUCCUUGAGCUCUAUAUAGUAGGUGCACUUAACCAGGUGUGCCACCGCCUGGCCCCCCAUAUACAAAUAUUUUAUUCACUUGGUGAGACAGCCUGCUGUUAUUAUGCCCGCUCAAAAAGUGAAUCCAAAGGAGACUCACUAAUGGGUCAAACGUGCAAGUGGAGACAGAGCUGUAAGAGUUUUUGGACUUUUGGAAUCUACCAUCCAUGGAGUGUUCUAUGUGUCAGCCAAAGGGGUGCCCCCUAGAGGUGAGACAGGGCAUAGCUUUCAUUGAUCCCAUUUGCCCACACACCUACCCUCACUUUACAAUAUCCUCCCUUCCCAAAUCCCCAGAAGUGCAGUCAACACUUCUAUGGGCCCAGGCUACAGCACAGCAGACUUGCAGGCCUGAGGUCCCAGAAGUCCCAGCUUUUUGAUUCCCAAUACUGUCAUAUGCCAGAGCUGUGCAUUACUAUGAUCUCUUACACAUUUUCAACCUCUCUCAUGAAAAUUACCAACAUCUAGCAGCACUUAAAUCAUUUUUUUAAAUAAAGGUCUCCACUCUGCUCUCAGUGUUGCUACCGUCUCAU
Messenger RNA from Erinaceus europaeus (western European hedgehog), 1705 nucleotides. RefSeq names its product CMRF35-like molecule 7. Lineage: Eukaryota; Metazoa; Chordata; Mammalia; Eulipotyphla; Erinaceidae. Gene Ontology annotation, molecular function: transmembrane signaling receptor activity. The transcript is spliced from 4 exons. The record is from RefSeq and is a predicted model, not a curated record. Gene Ontology annotation, cellular component: plasma membrane. The coding region runs from base 73 to 759 and encodes 228 amino acids.